Aspergillus pseudonomiae is the source of this 917-nucleotide messenger RNA. RefSeq names its product peptide alpha-N-acetyltransferase complex B subunit NAT3. Gene Ontology annotation, cellular component: NatB complex. The coding region runs from base 108 to 680 and encodes 190 amino acids. The record is from RefSeq and is a predicted model, not a curated record. The transcript is spliced from 3 exons. Gene Ontology annotation, molecular function: protein-N-terminal amino-acid acetyltransferase activity. Lineage: Eukaryota; Fungi; Ascomycota; Eurotiomycetes; Eurotiales; Aspergillaceae. Gene Ontology annotation, biological process: N-terminal peptidyl-methionine acetylation.
AAUUUCCCACCACAUUCCUCUGUUUCUACAUAACCUAUCACUGAUUACCUAUUCUUAACCAUCCAUUUAUAUUCAUUCACUUUCCAUUUCAUACUGACCACACCACCAUGAGUUCCAUCCGGCGCAUGUCCCCGACGGACCUACUCUCCCUCAACCUGACGAACCUCGACCCAUUAACGGAGAACUAUGACCUGGGCUUCUACCUUAAUUACCUCAUGCGGUGGCCUUCCCUCUUCAGCAGCGUCCAAGACCGCCGGGAAGGCAUUGUCGGUUACAUCAUGGGAAAGACCGAAGAACAACACCCGUCCAUGCGUCACUCUGAACACUAUACUCCCUGGCACGGCCACAUCACCGUCUUGACGGUGGCGCCCGCAUGGCGUCGGCUUGGCCACGCUCGCCGUCUCACCGAGAGACUCGAGCGUGGAUCCGACAUCAACGACGCCUGGUUUGUGGACUUGUAUGUCCGGUCUGGGAAUAAGAUAGCGGUGGACAUGUAUAAGGGAAUGGGAUACUCUGUAUUCCGACGGGUGGUGAAUUACUAUAGCGAUGAUCCGACGGGAAUGUCAGAUUCCGGUGAAGACGCAUUUGAUAUGCGGAAGCCAUGCUCUCGAGAUAAGAAUCUACAACAUGUACGGGAAAAUGGGGAGGAUUUCCUUGUUAGUCCAGAGGAUGUUUCAUAGAGUCCCUGGUCUGUUUCGAUGUUUGCUUGGGUAUGUGCAUAAUAAAAGUGCGGUAUAUUUUAGCAUUCAGGUGUUUCGGUGUUAUCUUCGAUCUUCUGUCUCUUUUGUGUUGUUCUUGCAUCCGGGAUUCUUUGCAGUGCUUCGCGCUCUAUUAGAUGAUGUCGACAUAAAUGUGUACGGAAUGAGGAAAACUGCAUUGAGUGGACCAUGCGCUCUAAAAUGUUUCUGGCGCUUAAA